Corythoichthys intestinalis (scribbled pipefish) is the source of this 1592-nucleotide messenger RNA. It is a transcript of the gene gnpnat1, whose product is annotated as glucosamine-phosphate N-acetyltransferase 1. The coding region runs from base 237 to 791 and encodes 184 amino acids. Gene Ontology annotation, biological process: UDP-N-acetylglucosamine biosynthetic process. NCBI's taxonomy places the organism in Eukaryota, Metazoa, Chordata, Actinopteri, Syngnathiformes, Syngnathidae. The record is from RefSeq and is a predicted model, not a curated record. Gene Ontology annotation, cellular component: Golgi apparatus; endoplasmic reticulum-Golgi intermediate compartment; endoplasmic reticulum. The transcript has 6 exons. Gene Ontology annotation, molecular function: monosaccharide binding; glucosamine 6-phosphate N-acetyltransferase activity.
UGUCGUCAUCAGGGCGCGCCCAUGAGUACCAGGAAGUUUGCCACGUCACGUUGAGACGCAAACACCCACACUGGUGGUACCGAGGCCAUUCAAAAAUAUGCUUCAUUUCGAAAGGGAAUUGUGUCACUUGACAUGCUGGGCAACUUGUAGAAGAGUUUAAAAACCAAACUACAAUAUUUCAACGCGGAAACUAUCCUGUCGUCUGUUGUUUGCGGUUUACCGGUCGAGGUUGUGGAAUGCUGCUAGACGAGACCCCUCUGUUCGAUCCUGCUCUACUUGAGGAGUUAGACUGGAGCGAAAACAGUGCCUCCUUCUUCCCACUUAUCUCUCCUACUAACCCGGGAGAAGGCCUGGUGCUCAGGCCCCUAUGCACCGCCGACUUCAACAGGGGGUUCUUAAAGGUUUUGUCUCAAUUAACCGAGACAGGUGACAUCACUGCAGAACUGUUUAUAAAAAAAUUUGAGCACAUGAAAAAAACGGGAGACUACUAUGUGGUGGUGUUGGAAGACACCAAUCUGGGACAAAUUGUGGCCACGGCCACUUUGAUCACAGAGCAUAAAUUCAUUCAUUCUUGUGCAAAGAGAGGCAGAGUGGAAGAGGUGGUCGUCAGUGAUGUGUGCAGAGGCAAACAGCUUGGAAAACUGUUAAUGUCCACACUUGUGCUCCUCAGCAAAAAACUUGAUUGCUAUAAAAUUACACUGGAAUGUGCACCUAAAAAUGUGGCUUUCUACCAAAAGUUUGGUUACGCGGCUUCCGACGAGACUUACAUGCAGUGUCGCUUCUCCCACUGAGGACAUCUGUGCCUGGAAUACAACUCUGCACGACGCCCUCUGACGUCAGCCGAGGAGAACAAUGUGGUUUGGUGCGCAUCAUUUUUUAAGCUUUUGUAGUCAUCUAAAGAGCGUCUGAAGUCAACACUAACACAUGAUGAAGCCCUCCACCCACAUAACACCCCUAUUUUUCUUUGGGUAACCAUGGCUACCUCAUAUUGAUGGAGCUCUGAAGAAGGGAUCUAACUUUUCAUGUCCUAUUUUUUUCAGUUGUGACAGAAAAUACGACUGCAUUCUGCCACGAGUUCUGUGAAAAGUUAAGCCUUCUCUAUGGCUUUAAAGCAUCCAAUAAGUCAUGGACUAUAACCAAAGAGCCAUUCAUAAAACAUGAAUCUGUGCUGAAAAUAUCAGUCAUAUUGGUGAUGGUGAUAUUAUGUAUAUGGAAAAUUCACAUUUUAUACUGCCACAAUGAUUUUGUGGAUGGGGGUAUUGAUACAGAAUGAUUUGUAAAUGCAUGUUUGUUUUCUAGCUGGGCAUCAGAAAUGUAUUUAAUAUAAUUUAUUGCCAAAUAUGUACAGAACUAAAUAAAGAAAUCGGAAGAUGCAACAUGACAUCUUUAUGGCUUCUCAUUAAAUGGGCAUCCUCUCCAUUAUCCAAAUGUUCAUAAGAAGUGGUCAUUAAAAUAACUAUACAGACCUGGUGACAUGUAACUGCAUGUUUGUUGUGAAUAUCUCUACGGCUUACAUAUGAAAAAAGUUCUUAAAAUGUGGGUGCAGUAUAUAGUCAUGUGCUCCUUAUAGUCCAAAAAUUACAGUACAUUUU